UUUGUCUCCUCUACACAGCCAACUUUGCCUUUUGAACUGCAUACAGAGAGAGAACCUACACUUCUACAGCCAUGACGACCGUCGUAUUGAAGAUGCUGUGCGUUCUGCUCUGUGCAGUAUUCGCUUCUGCUGAUGUCAUGCCCAUGACAGACUUCGACCUGGAAAAGAUGGGAGGAAAGUGGUAUCUCAUUGGCUUCGCUACAAAUGCAAAAUGGUUUGCCAGUCACAAGGAUGACAUGAAGAUGGGAACUGCCAUGAUAGUGCCUACCGAGGCAGGAGACCUUGAUCUUAGUUAUACCAAUCUCAAGAGUGAUGGUUCCUGCUGGAGAAUGACGCACCUUGCCAAGAAAACCGAGACUCCAGGACGUUUUGUCUUCCACAGCCAGCGUUGGGGAAAUGAUAACGACAUGCGUGUGGUUGAUGCCAAGUUUGAUGAGUAUGCUCUCAUUCACACCAUCAAGACCAAGGGAGAUGUUUCUGAGGUUCUCAACAAACUCUACAGUCGUACCACAGAAAUCUCUGAUGACUUGAAGGAGAAGUUCAGGACGUUUUCUGUGGAUUCCGGCAUCCUUGAGGAAAACAUUGCCAUGCUGCCACCAAAUGGAGAAUGCUCAGUGGCCUAAGCAUCUCGACCAAAAAAAAGACCAAGAAAGACAGACACCAUCAGCUCAUCCGAUCAUUUCACCUAAAACAGAUGUGAAUGGCCUUCUGUCUGCUUCAUUUUCUUUGCAUGGAAACAGUUUUUCUUCUUGCCUUACAGUUAUGUUGUGCUCAUGAUGACAAACCUAUUUGCGACUACAGAGCUUAUUCAAUGAAUCUCUCAAAACAGCAGACAAAAUGGCAAAGUAUUACCUAAUCCAAAUAAUGCAUAAAAAAAAAAAUCAACUCUGUAUUGAUGCAAGGUUUGUUUUUCCUGUAAAUGUCAAACGCCUUUCAUGACUGAUUUGGCAUUCUUGUGAACUAAUUUUUAUGAACAGCGCUUCCAUUUUGUUGGUGGUUUUGUUUACUGCUGUUAGAUUAAAAUUGGUUUACAAAUGACAAA
Molecule: messenger RNA, 1042 nt
Organism: Puntigrus tetrazona (Sumatra barb)
Lineage: Eukaryota; Metazoa; Chordata; Actinopteri; Cypriniformes; Cyprinidae
Product: lipocalin-like
Exons: 6
Coding region: 72-623 (183 amino acids)
Molecular function (GO): small molecule binding
Source: RefSeq, a predicted model, not a curated record